UGAGCUGACCAACAACAGACAGGUCCUGAAACUGAAGACAUGCGAUAUGGGAUGAUAAGUCAUUGGUCUAGUUUUUCCACUGCUAAGAAAAAUAUAUUUCCAACUGAAAUGUAGGAUGCCUUCAAUAAGCAGUUUGUGUUUGUAAAACAAACCAAAUCUUUUCAUACUUCAUCUUAUUCUCUAUAUUUUAGAAUAGUAAUACUGAGGAGCGUGACAGGACUUGACAGGAAAAUGAUUGACUGAGGCAGCAGACUCAGUUUAAUAGCGCAGUUUAUUGCAAUCCAAGCUCUUAGUUAGCAUAAUACUCUAUAUCAAUAAACAAAUAUCUGUUCGCGUUCUAGCUGACGUUCAUUGAGAGUUUGUCGAACUAUACAAUUGUAGCAGCUCUAACUGCAGCUUUAAUACUCUUACCUGUCCUCGGUUUAUUAAAGCUUUCUUUAGAGCAACAGUAUCUGUGGCACAGGAUUUAAAUCAAAACUGUUUCCAAAAUCCAAGAGUUUAGAAAUAAACAUUUGUGCAAGAACAAUAGUAUUGUAACCUGCCAGCACCCCCGCUGGUGUAAUCGUGGAACUGAAUUAGGGACCCAUCAGUUCCCGUGGUGGUUUUACAUUAUUGGCAUGCGCCAGUGUGUAUGUCCCGGCUAUAGAAGGUGGCUUAUGCCUGGAGCAAAUUACGGGUAUGAUUGACAGCUAAGGGUAUUUAUUUUUAAUUUUUUUUUUUUUUUUUUUUUACAUGCUUUGUGGACUGAUUAAUUGUUUUAUCGCACAACGUACAAAAGUAUUGCAGAAAUGUAUUGAUGCAAGCUGAAAGUUUAACAAGAAACUAGCUGCACGAAAAAAAAAAGUGAGCUUUUAUUUUGUCAGAAUAAAUAUAGAGUUGCCUUCUGAUUGUAUCUAGUUGCGCACGUGGAAGAGUUAUAUGAUAAACAUUAUAAUUAAAACGGGAACACCUUUUGACGAGCAAGAAGCGUCAGCGAUUACAGAUGAUCUGCAGACCAAUAGUUUUCUGGUUUGUGCAUCUAAGCGGAGAACCAGAGAAGCACACAGCCCUGCCUGCGAUAGAAACAGUAUCUAUUUGGAAAAGAAUCUGAAACUGCCAGACCUUGACAUUGCUUAAGUGAGAAAAUAUUUAGGCUGCAUAUGUUCUAGUCAGAUGCGGCUCAUUUGCGUUGUCUUUUUCGUUGAAUAGGGGAGUGUGUGUUAAUCUGCAUAUCUAGAUAUAUGCGUUUUUUAAUUUUAGAUGCUUCGCAAGCUGUGAAGAUCAUCCAACAAUUUCUGCAGAAAUGAUGACCCGGUACACGUGGCUGUUCCUGACAUAUUUGGCUUAUACUUUCCAAAAAUCGGAGGGUCUUUUUAACGACACUUUCUUUAAAGCGACUUAUGAAGCAGCAAUCAAUAGGUCCAGAUCCUUUACUUUAGACAAUAAUACACUAGCUGACUGGCAAAUCUUGUUAGGAAAAAGAAAAUUUGAAGCGGAGUCUCAAAACCCUACAAUUAAAGCCUUGCUAAUUGUUGCAUAUUCCUUCAUUAUUGUGAUAUCUCUUUUUGGAAAUAUUCUUGUCUGCCAUGUCGUGAUAAAGAACAAAAGGAUGCAUUCUGCCACUAGUUUAUUCAUUGUGAAUCUUGCUAUAGCAGAUAUAUUAAUAACGAUUUUGAAUACCCCUUUUACUUUGGUUCGUUUUGUGCACAGUACCUGGGUGUUUGGAAAGAUUAUGUGUCACAUCAGUAGGUUUGUCCAGUAUUGCUCACUGCAUGUCUCUACACUGACACUGACUGCAAUCGCUUUGGAUAGACAUCAGGUAAUUUUGCACCCUUUAAAGCCCAGAAUGUCAACUGCACGGGGAGUGGCCUGCAUCGCUUUCAUCUGGAUCAUGGCCAGCUGUUUUUCCUUGCCACAUGCCAUUUAUCAAAAGCUCUUCACGUUUUCUUACAGCAAGGAUACUCUCCGAAGCCUAUGUGUCCACGAUUUCCCCGAUCCAGCACAUCUCUACUGGAAAUACAUAGACUUGGCAACAUUGAUUUUGCUGUACGUUUUGCCACUCUUGAUAAUUUCAGUUGCCUAUACUAUUGUGGCCAAGAGGCUCUGGCGGCGCAACGCCAUAGGUGACGUCACAACUGAACAGUAUUUCGCCCACAAAAGAAAAAAGAAGACCACCAUUAAAAUGCUCAUGAUGGUCGUUGUGGUCUUUGCCGUGUGCUGGUUCCCCUUAAACUGUUAUGUCGUCCUGAUAUCGAGCCAAACAAUUCGCAGCAGCCACGCGCUCUAUUUCACGUUUCAUUGGUUUGCCAUGAGCAGCACGUGCUACAACCCGUUUAUUUACUGCUGGCUAAACGAAAAAUUUAGGUCGGAGCUGAAGUACUUGAUGAACAUUUGCAAAAAGAAGCAGCGGGUGGAGGAGCAUAUGCUCCCGUCGACAGACCCCGGUCACAGAUCCGCCUGGCCAGAGAGCAACAGGAACUAUAAUAGGGCUAAGGCGUCCCACAGCCUCAGGUCAACCAGCAACAUCCAAUCAUUAAAGACAGAUAUCUCAGCAGUAGAGCCCAUUGUAGCAGUUACCUAGUUUGAUUCUUAAUAAGGUGCUGGGGCAGGUGAAAAAAUGCACACAGGAUUCCCAAAUAUUAACUGGGAGACAGAACUAUUUAGGUAUAACUAAUACCAUAGAGGUCAUGGGACAUAAAUAUUAAUAUAGGGCAGGAGUGUCAAACUCAGUUCCUGGGGGCCACAGUGUGUU
Messenger RNA from Polyodon spathula (Mississippi paddlefish), 2731 nucleotides. Its product is annotated as probable G-protein coupled receptor 83. The transcript has 4 exons. Lineage: Eukaryota; Metazoa; Chordata; Actinopteri; Acipenseriformes; Polyodontidae. Gene Ontology annotation, molecular function: neuropeptide Y receptor activity. Gene Ontology annotation, biological process: neuropeptide signaling pathway. The record is from RefSeq and is a predicted model, not a curated record. Gene Ontology annotation, cellular component: membrane. The coding region runs from base 1283 to 2560 and encodes 425 amino acids.